Porites evermanni is the source of this 827-nucleotide messenger RNA. The record is from the annotation of a GenBank genome assembly. Lineage: Eukaryota; Metazoa; Cnidaria; Anthozoa; Scleractinia; Poritidae.
AUGGCGGCUUAUUUUCGAAAUGAUGGUUGGAAAGAAGACGUCGUUCUUAAAAAAGAAAUGGCUAAAUACGUAAAACAGGGUUUUCAACGGAGAGAAAUGUUAGAUUUUUUGAAAAGGGAUUUUGCCCAAUAUGCAUGGAGCCUUCGCACUCUCGACAGACGCCUUCGUCACUUUGACAUUCAGUACAAUGACAAAAAUGUGUCGGUGGAAGAAGUUAAAGAUGUUGUAAAAAAGGAGCUUGAAGGACCAGGAAAACUGUUAGGAUACAGAGCAAUGCACCGAAAAGUCCGACAAGUUCAUGAUCUCAAUGUUCCACGAGAUUUAGUUCAUGCGGCAAGUAAGGGUUUGCGGUGAUGCGGUUUUGCUCGAUUUUUGGUGCGGUUUUGCGGUGAUUUUUAUUUUCAGUUGCGGUAUUGCGGUUUUACAAAACCAAGCGGUUUGCGGUAUUUAGAAUUUUUCGGGUAAUUUCAAUGCGGUUGCGGUUUUCUUAUGUUAUUAUGUGCGGUAUUUAUACGUAUUUCUGCGCGGUUUACGUAUUUCUGCGCUAUUCGUACCCCCCUUACGCCCCCCUCCCGAAGGGUCUGGAAGCCGGUGGACCAGUUGGCAAAAAGAAAACAAACCCCAAGGGAAGUUUUACAACGAAAGGCCCUAUCUGGGUCCAUUCACUAGAUGGCCAUGAUAAACUAAUGGGGUACCAAAACAGCACUUUCCCAUUAGCAGUAUAUGGCUGCAUCGAUACUGCUAGUAGAAAGCUGUUAUGGCUGCGGAUCUGGGUCACUAACAGCGACCCCAAGGUAAUUGGCCGUUGGUCGAAUAUGGUCGAAUAG